GCUUGUGAUAUAUGUCGCAAAAGAAAGACAAAAUGUUUUGGCGGUGUUCCUUGCAAUUACUGCUUGAACUCCAAGCUUGAAUGUACGUUUCAUGCUCAUCAAAAUAAGAGAAAGAGAAAAAGAAGAACUGUCAUAAAGCAUGGGGCAAAUCCAAAUAUUAGCAUCCUUGAGAAAAGAUUAACAAGUAUGGAACUGUUAAUUGAAAAACUUGUUAAACAA
Molecule: messenger RNA, 219 nt
Organism: Ascoidea rubescens DSM 1968
Lineage: Eukaryota; Fungi; Ascomycota; Saccharomycetes; Ascoideales; Ascoideaceae
Product: Zn(II)2Cys6 transcription factor domain-containing protein
Exons: 1
Biological process (GO): regulation of DNA-templated transcription
Molecular function (GO): zinc ion binding; DNA-binding transcription factor activity, RNA polymerase II-specific
Source: RefSeq, a predicted model, not a curated record